Molecule: messenger RNA, 5451 nt
Organism: Lampris incognitus (smalleye Pacific opah)
Lineage: Eukaryota; Metazoa; Chordata; Actinopteri; Lampriformes; Lampridae
Gene: nrap
Product: nebulin-related anchoring protein
Exons: 43
Coding region: 1-5451 (1816 amino acids)
Biological process (GO): cardiac muscle thin filament assembly
Cellular component (GO): Z disc
Molecular function (GO): actin filament binding
Source: RefSeq, a predicted model, not a curated record
AUGCAGUCCUGUGCCAGGUGUGGGUUUGUGGUCUACCCGGCCGAGAAAAUCAACUGUAUCGACCAGAACUGGCACAAAGCAUGUUUUCACUGUGACGUCUGUAAGAUGGUCCUGACCGCCAACAACUUUGUCAGCCACAAGAAGAGACCCUACUGCUCCGUACACAAUCCGAGGAACAACACCUUCACAAGUGUCUACGAGACGCCCAUCAACAUCAACGCAAAGAAGCAAAGCAAGGCGAGCAGCGAGCUGAAGUAUCGUGAAGAUGGUGAGCGCUUUAUGUCCACCUUCCACUAUGACAUGCGAUCCAUGGAGCUGGAGAAGGCUCGUCUGUCCCGUGAGAUGGCCAGCCAGGCCUACCAGUCUCAGUCUGAGUAUGCAGCGCAGCAGACCUGGUACUCCGGCAUGGUGACCAACCAGGAGAUAGUGAGGGUGUCCCAAGCCCAGAACACCAUCAGUGAUGUGAAGUACACGGAAGAAUAUGAGCAGUCUAAAGGAAAAGGCAGUUUUCCUGCUAUGAUCACACCUGGAUAUCUAGUGGCUAAGAAUGCCAACACCUUAGCCAGUAAUCUGAAUUAUAAAAAGGGACACGAGGAGAGAGUGUCAAAGUACACUACGUUUGCAGACCCACCCGAAGUGCUUCUGGCCAAGAGUCAAGGACAACUCACGAGCAAUUAUGCCUACACUGAAGAGUAUGAGCAGCAGAGAGGCAAGGGCAGUUUCCCUGCACACCUCACUCCUGGGUACAAGGUGACCAAGAAGGCCACUGAGCUGGCUAGUGAUGUGAAGUAUCGCCAGACAUAUGAACAGGAGAUGAAGGGUAAAGUCAGUGCUGAGGCUGGAGCCGCGGAGGCAGCACAUGCCAAAGAAAAUGCAGAGAACUUCAGCCAGAUUGCCUACACCGAGCAGUACGAGCAGCAGAGAGGGAAAGGGAGUUUCCCUGCCAUGAUCACCCCUGGCUACCAGCUGGCUAAGAAGGCUCAGGAGCAUGCCAGUACUCUGAAAUACAAGAAGGACUUGAACAAGAUGAAGGGGACGUCGCAUUUCCACAGCCUGACAUCAGAGGACAACCUAGCACUGAAGAACGCCUGCAAAAUUAACAAGAUUGUCAGUGAGGUGGAGUAUAAGAAAGACUUGGAGAAUACAAAAGGUCACAGCAUCAAUUUCUGUGAGACGCCACAGUUUAAGAAUGCUGUGAAGGUUGCCAAGUUCACCAGCGAUAAUAAAUACAAGGAGAAGUACACCAACCACAUGAAGGGCCACUACGAUGACUCGGGGAUGGACAAGAAGACCAUGCAUGCCAUGCAAGUCAGGAAGCUGGCCAGCAAUAUCGCUUACAAACAGGGCUACGACCAGGAGAAGAUGGAGCAAGGGGAAUACAACUACCCCGCCACCAUCACCCCAGGCUACCAAAGCCAGAGGAAACUGGACCCGCUGAAGGACAAGAACUACAGACAACACAUUGAACAGGUCAAAUACAGCACAGUGACAGACACACCUGAGAUCGUCCAGGCCAGAAAGAACGCCCAGCUUGUCAGCAAUCUCAACUACAAAGCAGACUACGAGAAGACAAAGCAUCAGUACACCCUGUCCCAGGACAUGCCCCAGAUUCAAAAAGCGAAGGCCAAUGCCGCUCUGUGCAGUGACAUCAAAUACAAGGAGGAGUGGGAGAAGACCAAAUCCAAGGCCUGCGAUAUAGGCGUAGACACCCUGACAGUCAAAGCGGCUAAAGCAUCCCGGGACCUAGCCAGUGAUAUCAAAUACAAAGAGUCCUUCAUGAAGAACAAGGAAAAGGCGGUGGGGGUCAACAUGAGUGACUCCAAGACCCUGCACUCUCUUCAGGUGGCCAAGAUGUCCAGCAAUAUUGAGUACAAGAAGGGCUCAAAGGAGACCCAGGACCAGUACAGCCUGCCUUUGGACAUGGUCACUCUGAGUCACGCCAAGAAAGCUCAGGCCCUGGCUAGUGAUGUGGACUACCGCAAGACGCUCCACGAUUACACCGUCAUGCCCGAUGAUAUUAAUGUCCAGCAGGCCAAAAAGGCCUAUGCCCUACAAAGUGAGAACAAGUAUCGUUCGGACUUGAACUGGAUGAAGGGAGUUGGCUGGGAGGCUGAUGGGAGUCUGAACAUAACCCAGGCCAAGAAAGCUGGAGAGCUACUUAGUGAUAUGAAGUACCGUCAGAAGGUAGACGGCAUCAAGUUUACCCAAGUGGCUGAUGACCUCGCUAUCAAACACGCCAAGAAAAGCCAGGAGCUGCAGAGCAGCAUGGCUUACAAAGCAGAAACGGAGCAGAUGAUGCACCAGUACACCAUGACAAAGGACGAGCCUCUUUUCAAACAGGCAAAGGCCAACGCGGACCUCCUCAGCGAGAAAGCGUACAAGAGCAGCUGGGAGAAGCAGAAGGACAAGGGCUUUGAGCUGCGACUAGACUCCCUCUCCAUACUCACCGCCAAGGCCAAGAGGGAUCUGGCCAGCAAUGUCAAGUACAAGGAGCAGUACGAGAAAACCAAGGGCAAGGCCGCCGGCAUUAAGUCGGUUACUGAUGACUCUCAGAUGGCCCAUUCUGCUCUGGCCACCAAACUGCAGAGCGACCGCCGCUACAAGAAGGACUAUGAGGACACCAAGAGCAAAUACAGUGUUUCUCUGGAUAUGCUGAACAUCAGCCAUGCCAAGAAAGCCCAGGACCUGGCGACUGACACGAACUACAGGACCGUCCUCCAUGAAUACACGUCUCUGCCCACAGACAUGAAUACCGCUUGGGCCAAGAAGGCCUAUGGACUGCAGAGUGAUAAACAGUACAAGUCAGAUCUGAACUGGAUGAAGGGUGUGGGAUGGGAGGCGUCACGUUCUCUGGAUGUCCAGCAAGCAAAGAAGGCUCGAGACCUUGCCAGUGAGAGGAAUUACCGUCAGGACGUGAGCGGUCUGAAGUUCACCAGCGUCGAGGACACUCCAGAGAUGGUCCAGGCCAAGCUCAGCAACAAGCUGGCCGUCGACCGGCUGUACAGGGAAAAGGGAGAGAGCAUGAAGCACAACUACACACUCAGCGGAGACCUGCCCGAACACGUACAGGCCAAGCUGAAUGCCAUGAACCUCAGCGAGAGCCGGUACAAGGAGUCAUGGACUAAGCUUCGUGAUGGCGGUUACAUACUGAGUCUGGAUGCCAUCCCUUUCCAGUCGGCCAAAGCAUCAGCAGACAUCCUCAGCGAUCAAAAAUACAAGGAGGAGUUUGAGAAGACCAAGGGGAAGAUGAUCACACUCAAAGGACUGCAGGACGACUUGAACAUCGCUCACUCAGUCCGUGCUAGUAAAUUACAGAGUGAUAUCAAGUAUAAGCAGAAGUCGGCAAACGAGCUGUCCCGGUUUCAUCUGCCCAUGGAUAUGCUGGAGGUGGCCCACGCCCGGAAGGCUCAGGCGCUGGUCAGCGAUCAGGACUACAGGCUCACCCUGCAUGACUACACCGCCCUGCCCGAUGACCUCAAAGUGCAGGCUGCCAAGCGGGCGUACGCCCUGCAGAGUGAGAAAGUGUACCGUUCUGACCUCAACUACCUGCGGGGUGCAGCAUGGAUCGCUACUGGGGCACUGCAGAUUGAAGGGUCCAAGAAGGCCACAGACCUCAUCAGUGAUAAAAAGUACCGCCAGCAGCCAUAUGACUUGAAGUACACCUCUGUGGCAGACUCUCCGGAUAUUGUCCAUGCCAAACUCAGUGGACAGAUAACAAAUGAGCGUCUGUACAAGGAGAAAGGAAUGAAUGACAGACACAACUACACUAUUACAGCAGAGAGACCAGAGAUUACCCAAGCAAAGAUUAAUGCAGCCAACUUUAGCGAGAUCAGGUACAAAGAGUCAUGGAACACCUUGAGGGCCCAGGGCUACAAACUGACCAUGCAGGACAUCCCCUUCCAGGCCGCCAAGAGCUCUACAGGCAUCGCCAGUGACCACCAGUACAAACACAACCACCUGCUGGAGAAAGGGAAGCACAUCGGUGCCAAGAGCAUCCUUGAUGACCCUCAUCUACGACACUGCCUUCAGGCUGGGCGACUGGCCAGCGACCAGGAGUACCGCAAGGACGCGCUGAUGUCCAGCAGUCAGUACCACCUCACCCCCGACAUGGUGCAUCUGGUGGCAGCGAAGAACGCCCAGGCCCUGGCCAGUGAUCAGGACUACAAGACAAGGCUGCACGAGUACACCGUGCUUCCUGACGACAUGAAGGUCAAGUGGGCCAAGAAGGCGUACGACCUUCAGAGUGAGAAACUCUACAAGUCAGACUUGACUUUCAUGAAGGGUGUAGCCUGGGACGGUGUGGGGGCACCUCAACUAGAGUCUGCCAUGAAGGCUGGGGCACUCAUCAGCAACAAGAAGUACCGUCAGCAGCCUGACAGUCUGAAGUUCACCUCUGUGGCUGACUCUCCAGACAUCCUCCAUGCCAGAAACAGCUAUCAGCAGUGCAGCGAGAGGUUGUACAAAUCUGGAAAAAACGAAGACAUGCACAAUUACACCUUACAUGCCGACGACCCAGACUUCAUCAGAGCCAAGAUCAACGCCCAGCAGAUCAGUGAUAAAGUCUACAGAGCGUCUGGAGACCAGGUGAAGACAGCCGGUUAUGAUCUGAAGCUGGACGCCAUUCCCUUCCAGACAGCCAAGGCCUCCAGAGAGAUUGCCAGUGAUUUCCGCUACAAGGAGUCACAUCUAAAGGAGAAGGGCCAGCAGGUAGGCCUGCUGUGCGUACAGGAUGACCCCAAGAUGAUGCACUCGCUGGCCGCCAGCAAGCUCCAAAGCAACUUGGAAUACAAACGCCAGUCCAAGGAGGAACGCUCAAACUACAAGAUUCAUGCCGACCAGCCUGAGUUCCUGCUGGCCAAGAAGCACCAGACCCAAGCUAGCGACCUGGCCUACCGUCAGAAGCUGCACAACUACACCUGUGAUCCCGAGCAGCUUGAUGUCAAGCAUGCCAAACAGGCCUACAAGCUGCAGAGUGAUGUGAAGUAUAAGUCAGACCUGAACUGGAUCAGGGGAGUGGGCUGGACCCCACCUGGCUCCCACAAGGCCGAACUAGCCCGACGGGCUGCAGAACUGGGGCUGGCUGAAGGGGUCAGCACUGAUGAGGCUAUCGCACAGUACCAACAGAUGGUGAUGCUUCAGUACCAGCAGCAGAUGGAGCAGCAGCAGAUGGAGCAGCAGCAGCAGCAGUCCUCAGAGCAUGUGGAGAACAGCGAGGAGAUUCAAGAAGGUGUCAACAUGGAUGCCAUGGAAGUCCUACAUGUCAAGAGGAAGAAGACCAUCCAGACCGUCCAGAAGAAGUCCACCAGUAUGACAAGUUCAUUUAAGUCCAUGGAGAAGAGGACCGCAUCCACUAAACAGUCCACGACCACCACCUCGUCCUCAUCCGCUGCCCUUGAGAACACAGUCCAAUCGUCCUUGUCAAACAAAGCUGCGGCGAUAGAAGAAGCAUAG